Molecule: messenger RNA, 7428 nt
Organism: Fibroporia radiculosa
Lineage: Eukaryota; Fungi; Basidiomycota; Agaricomycetes; Polyporales; Fibroporiaceae
Exons: 44
Coding region: 1-7428 (2475 amino acids)
Biological process (GO): proteasomal ubiquitin-independent protein catabolic process
Cellular component (GO): nucleus; cytosol
Molecular function (GO): sequence-specific DNA binding; proteasome binding; peptidase activator activity
Source: RefSeq, a predicted model, not a curated record
AUGGAGCCUGACCUGAUUCUUCAUCCCAUAUUGGAACGUGCGGUGCCUGCUUUGGAAGCACUGAUUGAGACACAGCGCACUAUAGCAGUCAUCAAGGCCCUUGGUGCCAUUGCGCCGGCUCUAGUUUGCCGUCAUGUCUGCUACGGCGGUGCGAAGCAUCUCCUUCCUAUCCUUGACCUCCUUUUACCUGGUAUUGAUUUGAAUGAUCCACCGAAAACGUUUUGCACCACCGCUUUCAUCGUCGAAGUGGCUCAAUAUAUCAAAUUCGGGGAGAUGACCAGCGAUGAUCAAUCCGUGCCAAUUAAUGUGGAUAUGGGACGGGCAGAUUCCGAUACUCCCGAUUUGGAUAUCACAGUUCUGCCAGCCAGCGUCGACUUGGGCGAGGGAGUUCGGAGAACACCCCAAGAGGAGGACGCGAUCUUGGCAAAUUUGUCCGCGACGUUUGCAGACUGGGUUGCUGCAUUCCUGCGUAGGGUUAUACUCCUAUUUGAGAACCUUCCUGAAGAGGGUGCAGACGGCACAGUAGGUGGUAGCACGGAAGUCCAGCUUGUUGAUUCCGUCUCUGGUGCAUUCAGCCAAAUAUGCGUGCACCUUUCUGAACCUCUUUAUGACAUGGUACUGAACAUGGUUUUCGACUACGCAAGCAACAAUGUCCGGUCCAAUGCCGUCCGUGCCAUUCACCAACUGGUCGAAUGUGUAGCCAAUGCCGAUCCCGUUAAGACUCUAGCUAAAUUUGUACCGUAUUGUGAUCGGAAUAUCCGCAUUGAACUGGAGCAUGGAUCGAGUUCGUUGAGGACAACGUCAUCAAGCUCGACGCCUCUGCCGUCAGACGCUACCCUUCAUUGGAAUCUUGCCAUACUACGGGGAUCCAUGUAUAAUGAUGGGAAAGCGGUACGAGGUCUCAUCCGACAGAACUACAUAACCAGUUUAAAGGAAAUACAUCAGGCUCUACCAUAUCGUGAACAGCUGAUAUCCUUGUUUAAAGUUCUUCACCAGAAGACGUUUUCGAAACGCGGUUUCUCUUCUAGCGGCAAGCUCAUUUCCAGCACCUUACUAACCCUCACGCACACAUAUCCUCUUGAAAAUAAAUUCGUCAAUCCAGAUGAAUGGGCAAGCGAAGAUUUCAAGAAGAACCACCACAAAUAUUGGGGGAAGCUAUACAAACCGGAGGAUGUCAAACUCACGUGGCACAUCCCAUCUAACGAGGAGAUAGAUUUUACCUUGCAGAUCUUCCGAGAAGUCAUUGAACCCAUAUUAUCAACGUUGGAUACGCUGUUGAAACCGGGCGUUGUGCGUGACGCCGUAUGGCGCAAUGAUUUCUGUCGACAUCUCAGUUUCGUUCGUAAUGCGUUCUCGGGUAUCCCUACUCUCGCCAAGGAAUACAUACCUCCAGAAGACUGGUCAUCAGCCAUCGCAACCAGCGAUAUACUACAUGAAAUUCCUGAAAUGAUUGCUGCAAUCGAGCCUCUCAAUGCUGGAUUCGCGCUGACUGACCCCAAUGAUCCUCGCCACCAGUAUAUUACGAGGUUGAGACAUCGCUUUGGCCAAUUUCUGCACAGAGCUUCAGAAUCGCUACGACAGCAGGGAGAAGAGAAUACUGUAGACGCAGUUCAGAUGUUGAUACGUUCAAUGCGAACGUACAUGUUGGAGUACGGCGAUAGCAGGGACAAAUUCUAUCAUUCUGCUCGAUUGCGCUGGAACUCCAUUGAACGGAGAAGGACUGCGCUCGAAGACAAGCUUAUUGAUGAUCUAACGGAGUGGGCAAUGUGGCACUAUGUGAUUGUCAGGGAAAUUAGCCAAUCCUUGUUGGAGAGUUUGUGCAAUUGCUUUGAUGGUGUGCGUCGUCGCUGCCUGCCCAAGCUUUACAAAGCUUUAGACCCGGGAACGGAUGACGACCGCAUGAAAGGCGCUUUAUGGACGCUGAACUCAGGUUUAUUCGCAAAAUACGCUAUCUGCGAACCCACCCUGACAACGGAAUUUGUCAACAAGUUGUUUGGAUGCCAACAUAACGAACGCCCGUCCAUCCAAGAAUAUGUCUCAUCUUUGUCUGAUACUUGCCUGAAUCAUUUCGUAGAACCGUCCUACAGCGUGUACGAAGUAACUGACGGCAGAGUUGAGAGAGCAAUCAGAGACUUGAAAUCAGUCAUCGGAGCCGUCUCUAAUGCUGAUCUGAUAGUCGACCGAUGUAGAAAUCAGAGAAUUUCUCGCUUGAGAUUGACAAACGAGAGCAUUGAGAAAUUGACCGAUUCUCUUUUGGCUAUUGCGAAUUCUCCGAAUACUCAUUGGCGAUACGCUAUUGUUGCAACCCGAUGCCUCAGAACACUGGUCAGACGCGAUGCACCCAUGACGUCUUCACAUGUUCGAUAUCUAUUGGAAAAGACGUAUGACUCCCAUUCAGAUAUUCGAUAUGUAAGUCUCCUAGAUUCUAUCCACACUUGGUCCAAUGCGAACUCAUGGUAUGUCAUUAAAGGACCGGUGGAUCUUGUGCUAGAGCAGAAUCACAAUCCUUUGCGACGAACUGUACCAGUACAAAGUCCCAGCCAUGCUUUUAGGUCUGAAUGGUUGGCGCAAUUCAAAAUACCCGUUGAUCUUGAGAAAGCGAGGCAAGAGCCUUUACUUUUUGAUAAGAUUUCCAGUGGGUGGCUCGUAUGGAGGCAACAUGUAGAUUGCUUCUUGGCGCCGGAUGCUGUGGAGUCGACUUUUCAACCUUGGGAUGGCGGAUGUGAAGAAGCUGUUGAGACUCUCCGCACUAUUGUCACAGAUCCAUCGUACUGGGAAAAACUUUCUACUCACUACUCCGCCGAGAAUAAUACGGAUGCCGUCACUCAAGAUAAUGCAUCUUGUGUCAAGUCCAUAUUUCAAUUGCUUGAAGAUGAGCCAUUCGAGGCGCUGAAACCAACCUUAGAGACUCUCAUUGCGGACAAAGACAAGAACAAGCAGCGUGCAGCUGCUGACUUUCUUGCUGGAAUAUUUUCUGGAUCCAAACAUUGGCCUACGGAUAGUCAGCUCAAAUUAUGGGAGUGGUUUGAGCGACAUUCGCAUACGGUAUUUGGCCAAAAGAGCAACGAUACGUUGCCGAUAUGGACGUCCUUCCUCGAGUAUGUUUUCUUCAAUCGAGAUCCGAGGAGGCUACAGCCGAUGGUGGACCACGUCGUGGCUGCAUUCAAAGGUGUUAAUUUCAAUAGUGAAUCAGCUUUUGACGUCAUACAAGUGUUAGCCUUCUACCGAGCAUUGUACGAGGAAUUGGGAUGGAAGUUUCUGCCAUGGAUAGACGAUGCUCUUGAGAAAUGUUGGCGGGAGCUUGGCAGAACUGAACACGAUGAUGUCCUAGCAUAUAUUAGCGAACUCUUUACUUUCAGUGGGAAGGUCAUGUGGAGUCCCCGUCCAUCUGUCCCUGUUACUGAGACAUUCGUGCGCGAGUGUCGUACAUUGCCUCUAGACCAUGAUAUAAUGGGAAUUCGGGGAACUUACCAUAGAGAACGAGUACUAGACCUCGUGGAAAAGUUUGACGCUUGGCGGAUGGAACGGUUGCCAGGAGCGCGUGCAUUCCAGUCUACGUACGACAGAGUCGGCAUCCUCGUUUGCAAAUGGUUAUUCCAGAUAGUCCACGACAUCAAUGCAGCGGCUGCGUUUGAUUACGUUCUCCCCUUGAUGGCGAGCCACCAAUUCCGCGCAUUAACUGAGCUAAAGGCUGAUUUCUUUCGUCUAGUGAACGACAACGAUGACCUCGCACACCGUGCACAGCUGUUGCUCGUUCGAAUGUGUGGUGUUGUGCCCCCACGACAGCUCAUUAAUCCCAUGCUAGAUGCUAUCUUUACAGCCAUCCAGACGUCGCCGUCGUGGAGAGUAAGGCUGAAGAUACUUCCUUUGGUGCAAGUAUUUUAUUUCCGACAGUUCCCCUUGAUAAGCAACAUUAAGAUUGGGGAGAUGCUUGAGGUGGUCUGUCGGUGUCUGGACGAUGAGGUAGUAGAGGUUCGUGAAAUGGCUGCAACGACACUGUCGGGAAUACUGCGUCUGUCACCUCGUCGGAGCGUACUUCACUUGAGGGACCGAUUUGUGCGCCUGCUUAAAAAUAGCACCCUCCCAGAUCGCAAAUCUGCCGCAUAUACUUCGGCCCUGCGUCAGCGCCAUGCUGCGAUCCUCGGUAUCUGUGCACUUGUGGAUAGCUACCCGUAUACAGUCGAACGAUGGAUGCCUGAUUUGAUCACAGGCGUACUCGCUGAGCACACGUAUGACCCUGUAAGUCCUGCAGCCCUCUUCAUAGUGGAUGAAACAUUGAUCAAGACGGUCACCUCAGCUUCCAAUCUCAGCAACAACUUGUGGAAACCAGCCAUGUCGACGUCGCAGGAUGCAGCGUCGAGCUCUAAUGAUUCCGUCAUGCAAACGUUCGGCAAAUUCAGAGAUGAACUGGACGAUUAUCACGAUAGGAGAGAACGUCUCAUCAAGUCCAGUCGCGAUGUUACCAGUCUCUCCAAGAAGGUCAUAUUUCUUCUCCACCGUACCCUGAUGGAGGAUUCCUCCGAGUCGGACGAUCAGGCAUUGUGUCUACGUGCUGUUGAGCGGGCAAAGGACAAGCUGCGCGAGAUCCAGGGACUCCUGGUGGCUAUGCAUGAGGAGCUAGCAGGCGACCGGUUCUGGAGGUAUCAGAGGAAUGUGUCACCAGGGUUGCAAGAGUAUAUUGAAGCACUCAGUUUUGCUCACUACCUUGAGUCCCGAUCACUCAUUUCAUAUAGCGAUGUACAGAAAUCGUUGUUGGGAGAGGAUGGGGUUCUAUACUUUCCAUUACCUUUGGAGGACUAUUUGCUUGGUUUGGCAGACCUCACUGGAGAACUUAUGCGCUAUGCUAUUUCCUCGAUCUCUCGCCGAGGCGGACGUUUCAAAGCCAGAGAGGUGUGCGAGUUCGUGAGGGGAUGCAAAGCCGACUUUGAGGGUCUGACACCUUACUUCAGAGAGCUGAGGAAGAAACAACAAGUGACGGCGCAGUCGCUGGAGAAAAUUGAAAACGUUGCGUAUGCCAUAGCAAUGCGCAGUUUUGAGUACGACCUGCCCCCUGAGCUGCUGGACGAUAUUGUGGAUCAGACAGUAUCCCAAAUGGCACAAUUGAACGACAGAGGGAAUGAUCGACGCCUUCGUCUGGCGCCCCAUACGCCUGUCUGGACGGUGGACCCUCGACAGCGGCCCUUCUCGGCUAAGCCCACAGCGACGACUGUUAUAACCGCCUCCCCAAGAGGAUCGCUCCUCAUCCCACAGGCCAACUCCUUUCACCCCCUCACUACCGUCCCUCUCAGCCCGAUGCGUCUUACGUUUACACCAGCUCUCGGCGAGGUGAUGCCGCUGGUCAUUUCUGAGGUGCACUGCCUCGAUGUCCAAUCCGUAUCUCCACAAGUUCUCGUAUUCCAGGCGAUGUUUGACUCGCGUGUCUCGUACGAGCAGGCAAAGAGGGACGGCGUGAAGGUUGAGUUGUGGGCCGAUCUCCCGGUCGAGGGUCGUCCUAGUUGGGAAUGGGGUGCGUUCCCCUUCCAGGCGUAUGAGCAGUCGCCCCUCCAUGCGAACCUGAGCAACGAGGUCGUUUCCUUGACUUUGUCCGAGGAGCAGGGUUUGGAGGAAUCGUCUGCCUAUGCCGUCUACGCCAAGGUGCCGGUGAAGCUACACGAGUAUGCGAGCGGACAUCGAUUCGCGUUCACAUACAGGCUGGUGUAUCCCUCUGGUGAAAUCAAGUGGCUCGGGAAGUUUGGGUGGAACGGUGCGCUGGUGGUAGAUAAGAGGUCCGCGCCCUGUGCUGUUGGAGUCGACUUACACGAUGGAUGGACUUUUGAAUCGCGCGAUAUAGCAGCGUUCCGGAGCGCAGGCUCUGGUGAACAUCACGUCGGAACACUAGGGCACGACCUGGGGUGGUCUACGUGGGCGAUCUAUGAUGACAGCUGGCCCGUCUUCUCUCGCACAGGCGAAUCGCAAUUUGUGUCCUCCAUGGUAUUAGUGCCUUCCUCCCGCAGUCACAAGGUCAUCCCAUCUAUUCCUCUCGUCAUCAGUGCUACUCUGGACUCUCGGGUGCGGAUAGGUAACGACGGCCAAAUUAUCCACAAGCUAGCCAGCGCAGGAGGUCAAUUGUUUCUGAGUCCAAUCCAGGCUAUACCUACAGCACCAACGGAAUGUAAUCGUAUGGGGCCAGUGCAGGUGAACGAGCACACUGAGUUCGCAGUCAUGGCAUCCUCUUCGGCUAAUGGGCUAUUGCCGAUCUCACUCCUGGUAAUCCCCCUUACUCCGAUUACCAGAACACAGGAGGUCCACAUCCAUAGGGAUGCUGUUGAACAACUUCUGCCUCCUUCCUCCAGACAAUUGUUCAUUAUAUCGUCCCCUCUUUCAUCGACUUCUCGUCUGUCAACCGACGGUGAGCUAGUUACCUUCCGUACUGGUCGACAUGGUGGAUACGCGCGUCUUUCUCCGGUGUAUUCCCUUGAAUCAACGAGCGGGGAUUUCAAAGGCAACUGGGGCAUUUCUCUUCUGGACAUGCACACAAACGCUGCGAUCCAUGAACAACAGGGUGUACCUCAGCGAGUGCUGCCUACGCCACCCCCUUCGCCUCCACCCGUGCUCCGCGUUGCACAGCGCACCCAAGUGCCGCCGCUCGCAUCGUUCACGGAAGUUUCGGAGCAACUCACUUCCCAUACUUUCUCCAGCCCCACCUCGCCGACAUCUACACCUGUCCUAGACUCCGCAUCGGUAUCACCAUCUUUAUCAUUGGCAUCGCUCGAUAUUGCAGCUCCAACUCCGUGUGUACCCCAGCCUCCAUGCAAAUACGAGGACAAUUCGAAUACUCUUGCGCUGAUUCGCACUCAACGCCCUGCGCUGCAUCCAUUCUUGCGCGCGUUGCUUGCAAUGUUCACAUGUUUAUGGUCGAUAAUUUUACAGAAAGGGUUGCAACUCUUGGGGAUUCAUGCGUCACGGGCCAUAGACAACAGCCAACUCGAGCCGUCUGAGAGCACAGGAGUUGAGCCGAACGAGAUUGUCGAAGAGGAUAACGAUGCAAACCUCACGAUCAUGGCAUCCGAGAGCGACCUCACCGUCGCCGAUGGAGAUACGAAGGAGCCGGAUUCCACAUAUUACUCAUCGGCCUCGAUGGAGACCGUUGUUGAGGAAUCUAUCCCGUCUUCGGCAUAUCUCGAGCAAAAGGCGCCUGUCGACCAUCCCGACCCCAAGCCAACUAUCUCGCUUUCUGUCGACGUUCGCAGCCAUGAUGGCAAGUUAUCCCUUCUUGUCCAGCCACCUCCUAAAAUUUCAAUGGGGCUUGCAGCGCUGAAGUUUUCACUUAAUGGAGAACCCAUUGCAGAGUCCGAUAUCAGCGCUUUUGAGCGCGACGGGUUGCAUCUCCUGAAGAUCCAUGUGCCGUCCAGCUUCGACGCUGGGAACCUGACCGUGACGAUCACUUGA